Messenger RNA from Anas platyrhynchos (mallard), 7038 nucleotides. It is a transcript of the gene ZBTB7C, whose product is annotated as zinc finger and BTB domain containing 7C. Gene Ontology annotation, molecular function: DNA-binding transcription factor activity, RNA polymerase II-specific; protein binding; RNA polymerase II cis-regulatory region sequence-specific DNA binding. Gene Ontology annotation, biological process: regulation of transcription by RNA polymerase II. The record is from RefSeq and is a predicted model, not a curated record. Lineage: Eukaryota; Metazoa; Chordata; Aves; Anseriformes; Anatidae.
GAGCGAUCGGCGCCGGGGGGAGGCGGGGGCAGGGCGGGAGCGGCACCGGCAGCGCCGACAUCCGGGCCUCCGCCCGCCGCCCCCAGCCGCCGCCAGACGCCGGCCCCGAGCGCCGCUCCGCAGGCUCCAAGGCUGAUCCUGCUGACAGCCCCUGAGAUACUGACCUCUAUGGGAACUGAGACCACUUGACUGCACUCAGCACCUUUCAGGAUCGGGUCCUAGGAGAUGGUCACAGGCGCUCAGGGAGCACCGCCAGAGAUUUGACACGAAAGCGAGGGUACCGGGCACUAGAUGAGAAUAUGGCCAAUGGCAUUGAAGAUCUUAUCGGGAUCCCAUUCCCAAACCACAGCAGCGAAGUCCUGUGUGGCUUAAACGAGCAGCGGCACGACGGGCUGCUCUGCGAUGUCAUCCUCAUCGUGCAGGACCAGGAGUACCGGACCCAUCGGUCCGUCCUUGCUGCCUGCAGCAAGUACUUCAAAAAACUCUUCACUACCGGCACUUUAACAGACCAGCCCUAUGUUUACGAGAUUGACUUUGUCAAGCCUGAAGCACUUUCUGCCAUCCUGGAGUUCGCCUACACCUCGACCCUCACCAUCACCACCUCGAACGUCAAGCACAUCCUCAGCGCCGCCAAGAUGCUGGAGAUCCAGUGCAUCAUCAACGUAUGCCUUGAAAUCAUGGAGCCCGACAGAGAGGUGGAAGAGGACGACGACAAAGAGGAUGACGACGACGACGAGGAUGACGACGAAGAUGAUGAUGAUGAGGAGGAGGAGGAGGAGGAAGAAGUGGAAGAUUUUGUCAACCAGGAGAACCUAACCGAUGUCCAAGAAGUCAGCUGUCACCAAAGCCCUUCUAAGUCUGAUCUUACCGAAGAAGCAUACACGGAAGCACCUAAAGACUUUCCAAAUCACUACCCAGCCAAUAACUCCUCCGGACACUUGGGUGUGAUACGAGACUUCUCCAUCGAGUCCUUGCUGAGGGAGAACUUGUACCCGAAGGCGACCGUCCCGGAAAGGAGGCCAGCUCUCUCUCCUUUCACCCCCAGCUUCUUCCCCCAUCUGUGGAACGGCAACUUCAGCUCCUUUCCCCAGCUGGAGGAGCCACAAGUAGACAACGGCCCCUUGGACCUGGUGAUCAAAAAGAGGAAGAUCAAGGAAGAGGAGGAGAAGGAAGACCUGCCUCCGCCUCCUUUCCCUAAUGACUUCUUCAAGGACAUGUUUACCAACACCCCAGCCGCUCCCCUGGGGCACAUUAAGGCAGAGACCGACUACGGCGCUUAUCUCAAUUUCCUCAGCGCUACCCAGUUCGGAGGAGUUUUUCCUCCCUGGCCCCUGGAGGAAGAGAGGAAGAUAAAGCCCAAGGCGUCCCAGCAGUGUCCCAUCUGCAACAAGGUCAUCAUGGGGGCCGGGAAGCUGCCCCGGCACAUGAGGACCCACACGGGGGAGAAGCCGUACAUGUGCACUAUCUGUGAAGUCCGCUUUACCAGGCAGGACAAGCUGAAAAUCCACAUGCGCAAGCACACGGGGGAGCGGCCGUACCUCUGCAUCCACUGCAACGCCAAGUUCGUGCACAACUACGACCUGAAGAACCACAUGCGCAUCCACACGGGCGUGCGGCCCUACCAGUGCGAGUUCUGCUACAAGAGCUUCACCCGCUCCGACCACCUCCACCGCCACAUCAAGCGGCAGAGCUGCCGCCUGGCACGGCCGCGGCGAGGCCGCAAGCCGGCGGCGUGGCGAGCAGCCAGCCUGCUCUUCGCCCCCGGCGGCCCGCCGGUGGACAAGGCCUUCGUGGUGCCCCCGGCGCUGGAGGAGAUGAGCGGCCAUCUCGGCAGCACCGCCGCCGCCAUGUGCCUUCCCGGGCCCAGCCCCCAGCACUUUAUGAGCGGGGCCAAGGCGGCGUUCAGCCUGCAGGAGCUGGAGAGCCAGUUCGAGGACACCCAGAUGAAGCUGCUGCGGCGAGCCCAGCUGGACAUGGAGAGGAACGCGGGCAUUUUCGCCUUCACCCUCGGCCACAACGAGAACCUGGCGGCACAGCCUUUCUUCCCGCUGCCCGACCCCUGGAGCACGGGCUUCAGCGGCCUGGCGGGGCUCGGCCACGUGGCUCCCAUCUCGGAGGGCAGCAAUUAGCCCCGACGGGGGGCCGCUGCCUUCCUCGCCCCCCCCGCAGGCCCACCAAGAGAACUGACCCCAUGCCAGACACGGCCAGAUGCCACCCGUGGCCACCAGCGCUUUAGAUUCGGUGGCCCCAUCCAGGAAGGCCAUGCCAGGGCUGCUGCUCUCCUCAACGCUCCCGAAAAUGUCACUUGCCUUAGUCCGGGGCAUGGCCACCCCCCCUGGGACCACUGCUGGGGGACCCACGGAGGGCACUGGACGCCCACAAGCCGUCCAGACUUGGUUUUGAUAUGUUACAUUCCUCGGCCCUUUUGGCCGAAAAGGACUUUUGGAGGUCAUUGCUUUUUGUUUUUUUUUUUUAUUUUCAGUUAAACUCCCGUGUCUGGAAACAACACUUUAUUCCAAGAGGGGUCUUGGUGGAAGAGCGGGGUGAGCGGGGCAGCUCCGCACUGCCGCAGCCUGGAGAGAUAAAGGGGAUCGACUUUAUGGGGCUGUGCGGUACGCAUUGGGACCCUGAACAGUCAAUAAAAAAAAACAAAAACUGUUUGGAGAUCACUCCAGACAAAACCUGUGUGGAAAAGGGGAAUUUUGUUACUUUGGUUCUUUGGCCAUUUCUAAACUUCAGACAGAGAAUCAAACCCUGUUUUGAGCAUUUUACCUUCAGUUGCUUAAAAAGGUGAAGAAAGUUUUUUGGAAGGAUCAGAAAUGUUUUGAUCCAGAGCUUUUUUUUUUUUAAACCCUUGCUUUGGGAAAAGAAACCAUGAGGGAAUGUUGAAAUGAGAAAGUCGUUUCAAACCAAAGAGUCAGGAGAGCUCAGUGAGAAUUUGCCGCCACUGACCGUGUCUGGAUUUUCGUCCUUAAUCCCUCCCCCCUCCGCCCCUAAUUCCUAUAUAUAUUUUGAUGACAAAAAUUUUACAAAACACUUGGGUGUCCCUGAAUCUGCAACGCUGAUCAGAAAAAAAAUUCGGUGCGCAAAUUUUCCUGCUGCUGGUCUGAGGGGAUCUUUAGGGGAAAAGGAGGCCACUAAAGAUUUCUCGCAGGCAAGGUUGUCUACUUGCAAGCAAGUAGAAAUCACAUUUCUUCUCCAUUUGUUGCUUCAAAAGACAAGGGGAUAGCGUCCGACGGGCUGCUCUGAGCUCGAGGAGGCCCGCGGUGGCUGCUGGGUCUGGGGUCCCCCCCUGGCUCCUUGCAGACCCUGCUCCAGCCACCCCCACCUGAUAUUUCUUCCCUCUCUCCUUCGAGGCCAAAAAGUGGCAGUGGGCUGGAAUCGCCCCGUGAGCCUCCUUUGGCCUGGCAGCUCCUAAAAAUGUGAGAUGCCUCUGAGAAUGUAGGCUUUUGGUGGCGGUCUGCCUCUCGGACGUGGUGGGACCCCCGUAUCACCGCCUGAUGAGAGGAUGGCUUCCUGCGGGCGCCUGGUAGGGUGAUCAUACACGAAAUCAGUGCUCGAAAAUGUAAAUGUUACAAAUUACGUCUUUUUCUUUAUUUCUUUACCUUUCAAGAUAUUUACCAUUUCCCUUUCAACGUCAGCAGGAUGAAAGGGAACGAGAGGACUGCAGGUCCGUUUUCUGUAGGUUCUUGGCUUGCCUGCCAACGCUGCUGCUCUGAAGUGGGGACCGGACGGUGGUCGUCCCACGGGAGCCUGACACAUCCCCUCCCGUGCCCCCACCAGGGAUGCUCGUGCUGUGACCACGCGUGGCCGAACGCUGCCACAAACUGCCCGCUGCUUGCUCCCGGGAAGGAAUCUGCAGGGACUGUGUGUAACAAAUUGGUGGAGAAAAAAUAGAAGAAAAAAAAAAAAAAAGAGAACUUCUAAAACUGCAUCAAACUCUCUCUUUUUUUUUUUUUUUUUUUUAAGUCCGCAUCAACUUCUUACACAAGCGACGUUUUGCAGAUGACUGGUUACUUCAGGUGUUUUUUGUCUACGAUCUGGAGUCAUUGUAAAGCAUCCAAAGAAGCUAAGUACUGUAUAACCUACAAGAACUUGAAGCAAGGUGUUUUUUUUUUUUUUUUUUUUUUGUCUCGACUUGUUUGUUGUUUCUUUUUUUUUUUUUCUAUUUGUCUAUGGGGGAAAACAUUUGCAAUUUUUCUAUUUAUAACUAUUUUUAUGUGAUUGCUUUACGUACAAAACAAUGGGGAAAAAAAAACACAAAAACAAAACAAAAAAAAAAGGAGGGAGAAACACACACACAAACAAAUUUGCCUUAGUUACUCACGGGACAAUCACCCUUAACUUUCAUUGAAGCUAGAAAAUGAAUGGAAAGAGAAGAAAAACUAGAUCCUUUUACGUAUUUAUUAAACUGUAUUAAUUGAUGCUCUUAAAUUAUUAGCGGGACUUGGUUCUCUUGCCUGUGUCCAAGCUGAGAAAGCUGAGCUGCCCCCCAGGACAGCCCUGGCUCCAUGUGUGCUCGCCAGACCUACAAAUUUUGGAAAUCCAGAGUAAUUACGAGGCUGUGGCUGGGUGGCAAUGCCGAUGGCCGUGUCCCGGUUAAGGCUGAUUCUCCCCCGUUGCGCUGGUGUGGGUGGCACGGAGCCGGGUGCAGGCAGCGAGCGCAUUUUGGGGCGGGGAGGGAAAACUUCAGCAAACAAAAUUUCGGUGGUGUGUGGUGACUCCAGGCCACAGGUAAUCUCGUGGGAGCCCACCCUGGCGUGGAGGAAGCCUCGCGGGCGUGCUGAGCACCCAGCUUCGGGCUGGGAAGACAUGGGGAUCUCCAGCUCGCCCUGCGGUGGCUUCUUGGUCACCUUCUCCCCCCGGCUCCCGUGGUCCGGCUGUGGCAGGAACCACCAGCUGAUGCUGUUCAGAUGCCUGUAAUUCACGCUGCAGCCAGGGAGAUGCAGAAUUCCCUUGUUAUGUUAAUGCUACUUUUUGAAAGAGGUGCAAAAGCCUGGAGAAUGGGUGCCAGGUAUGAGCGGUGGGACCCAUCCCACGUCGUUCAGCUGUUACCAAGGUCAGGAACAGCCCCCUCCGUGCACACCGAGAUGCUGACACCUCGGCUUUGGGUGUCAGAAGACGCAAAGUGCUUUCCACCCAUCGCCCCUGCUCUGGAGGGAGGCAGGCGCUGCUGAAGGGUGAAUCACCCACCCUCCUGGGACCUCCCAGGGCUGGGAUCAAUCUCUUUUUGUGGCACCUUUCUAUCCACUAUCGACCCAUGUGGACUGGAAAACUCGCUUGGACAAACUGCUCUCUAUUCCUGUAGCUACAGUGAGAUACGGUGAAGCUCUUCUCCUCCCCCCCUCUAUUGAUAUUCUUGAUGUUAGGGUUGUAAGAGGGCUCUAAGAGGGCUCUGCUCCCCAAAAUCUGGCCCUGCAGCCUUCAGUGGGGCAGCUCUACAAGGUGCUGAGCAUCCUGUCAAUGCGCUGGUGCCUUCGCCGUGGGGAGCGAUGUUCCCAGCACCGCAGCUCCCUCCCUUCUGCUCAGCCAUCACCGGGUGCUGGGGCAGGGUCUGGACCCAUGGGCACAGUCCAAAACUGGUGUGAGAAGAUGGAAAUGCCAUCCCACCUCCCGGAGUGGGCAGGCAGCUGUGGGCAUCUCACCCCUGCUCCUGUGUUCCCCACCAGCAAUGUGUUUCUGCGCAAAAAGGAAAAAAAAAAGAAAAAAGAAAAAGAAAAAAAAAAAAAAAAGGAAAAAGGAAAAGAAAAAGAAAAAAAAAAUAAAAGAAAAACCAACUAAAUUACAUUUUAGCUAUUUCGAUAUGUUUUUAAUUUUUUUACAAACCUUGUGGCUUUUAACCCAAUUUUAUAUAAUGUCAAAAAAAAAAAAAAAAAAAAAAAAAAGAUUUGCAGGGAGGGUGAAAAUCUGAAAAUUGCUCGGAGGAGCUGUGUGCUAAUCAGGCACAUGGGAAUCACGGAAAGAAAACCAGCUUUGGUAAAUGCUUGUUAGCAGCAACAUAUGGCUACACUCUUGCUCCCGAACAGCUGCUGUUAUCUGCUGGAGCAUCCAGACCCCGGUGGGGGGAACGGUGCUGGGGAAAGGCUGCUCGCAGGGCGAGCUGGUGCCAGGUGCUGCUGCGAAAGGAGCAUCGGGCAGGAUGGGCAGCUGCCUGCCCCGGCCUUGAAACCAUGGGGAGGGUGAUGCAAAAGCCUCUUCCUCUGGUUGUGCAGGAGAAAUUUAAAAAAUAAUAAUAAUAAAAAUUAAAAAAUGUAAAAAAAGGGAAAGAAUUAGCCUGCACUUUGGGAAGUGAGAGGCUUUCUGUUCUGCAGCCGCCCAGUUCCCUGCAGAAGCCCCUGAAAACAAAGCGAAUCGUCCCACUGACGCUGGUGGGGCUGCUGCCCUGCUCCCAAUCCCUGGCUUUUUCACACCAUUUUGGGAGGGGAUUAGUGCUGUACAGUCGCAGGGGCAGGCAAUUUCUGGAGAUGCUAUGCUUAGAAAAGCUGCAAGGUUUGGUCUGUGUGGCUGCAGAGGAAAGCUUGAAGAAAAAGGAGCGAGUAAACACGACGAGACCUUUUUGCUUUAGGAAAGUGCUGCAUUUUGCAGCAGGCCACACACGUGGUUGGGUUUUUAGAGGCUGCCAUCACCCUUCAGCACUCUGCCAGCCUGCACGUCCUUAGCCCACGUGUGACUUUCUUCCCAAGUGACAAAACCAAGGAAGAAGAGGAGAGCCCUGCUUGCAGCAGACACCACCUCCAGGUCCCGCUGCCUCUGCCCUGCGCUGCUCUCCUGCCCCACCAGACCUCCGGGAGCUGCUCAAGAAAGUACCUGUGGCUUGGAAAUGCCUUUUUUUUUUUUUUUCAUUGUUUUCCUGUGUUGAUCCGAUGUUUUUACAUGACUUGCACUAAUGGCUGUAGGGCAGGAUGAUGCUGUUAGACUUCUCGGUUUCGGUCUCUUGUUUGGUUGCGACUCCCCUUGGCUAACAAAGCGGCAGUCCUGUAAACGUUCCUGUUGCACAUCUUACACCCCUGGAGAAAAUAAAACUGUUACCUGAAGCGG